AAUCCUUCAUCAAGACGCGAUGUUUAAACUCAUCAUGUCUGCGGAAACAGAAGCAGCUGCUGUUACCAACUCGUGACCGCUUCUACAAACGGUCCUAAGACCGCGCCGAGUGGCUCAUCGCUGCCUUAGCAAGUCUCACCUGUAUACUCCGUGAACACUGUGCAGGUUAACCCAAAAGCCAUGAGUACACCAGCCAACGACCCUGAGAGCAUCCUGAGCUACCAGAGGCCAGAUGAGGAGGGGGUGUUAGACCAGGGAGGGACCAGCUCAGUGCUGAACAUCCACUAUGAGAAGGAGGAACUGGAAGGCCACAGGGCCCUGUUUGUGGGGGUCCGGAUGCCCAGGCAGAGCCAUCGCCACCACAAGCCCCACGGCUCUCGGCACCGCAAGAGAGACAGGAGGGCGGGAAGCAUUGCAACACAGCAAAGCGAGGAGAGUGAGACGACCACCAGUCAUGACACGCCGUCCCAGCGCGUCCAGUUCAUUCUGGGCACCGAGGAGGAUGCUGAGCAUGUGGCCCACGAGCUGUUCACUGAGCUGGAUGAGAUCUGUGUGAAGGACGGCAAGGAUGCCGAGUGGAAGGAAACAGCCAGGUGGCUGAAGUUUGAGGAAGACGUGGAGGAUGGAGGGGAGAGGUGGAGCAAGCCCUAUGUCGCAACACUUUCCCUCCACAGCUUGUUUGAGCUGCGCAGUUGCAUCAUCAACGGCAGCGUGUUGCUUGACAUGCACGCUGACAGCAUCGAGGAGAUUGCAGACAUGGUGCUGGACCACCAGGAGGCGUCCCAUGAGCUGGACGACAGUGUGAGACUGAAGGUGCGAGAGGCUCUGCUGAAGAGACACCACCACCAGAACGAGAAGAAGAAGAACCUGAUGCCCAGCGUGCGCUCCCUCGCUGAGGGGACCCGCAAACAGUCAGAGACCCAUCUGACAGGGUCAGUCACAUCUUCCCAGCCUUCGGCAGCUACAGCACCCGCCAAGAGUGGUGGCGGACAGGACGGCGCUCAAGUGGACCUCAGCAAAGUGGACAUGCACUUUAUGAAGAAGAUUCCAGAGGGGGCCGAGGCCUCCAAUGUACUGGUGGGAGAACUGGACUUCCUGGAGAGGCCCAUUGUGGCCUUUGUCCGCCUCUCCCCUGCUGUGCUGCUCACCGGACUCACUGAGGUCCCCAUUCCGACCAGGUUCCUGUUCAUUCUCCUGGGCCCAGAUGGAAAGGCUCAGCAAUACCAUGAAAUUGGACGCUCUAUGGCGACCAUCAUGACAGAUGAAAUCUUCCAUGACGUAGCCUACAAGGCAAAGGACAGGAGUGACCUGCUGGCUGGGAUAGAUGAGUUUCUAGACCAGGUGACGGUCCUACCACCAGGAGAGUGGGACCCCUCCAUCCGCAUUGAGCCCCCGAAGAGUGUUCCCUCUCAGGAGAAGAGAAAGACGGCAGGAGUCUCUAACGGCACAUCCUGCCAGGUAGAGGAAGAACUACAUGCUGAGCACCACGGACCAGAGCUGCAGAGAACUGGAAGGUUGUUUGGUGGUCUGGUGCUGGACAUCAAGAGGAAGAUUCCCUUCUACCUGAGUGACUAUAAGGAUGGUCUGAACCUCCAGUGUGUGGCCUCCUUCCUCUUCCUCUACUGUGCCUGCAUGUCUCCGGUCAUCACUUUUGGAGGUCUACUGGGGGAGGCCACAGAGGGGAGCAUCAGUGCCAUAGAGUCCUUACUUGGUGCGUCUAUGACUGGAGUAGUCUACUCUCUGUUUGCUGGUCAGCCUCUCACCAUUCUGGGCAGCACAGGUCCUGUCCUGGUUUUUGAGAAAAUCCUCUACAAGUUUUGCAAGGACUACGACCUGUCCUAUCUGUCUCUGCGGACUUGCAUCGGCCUGUGGACCGCCUUGCUGUGUCUGAUACUGGUCGCCACUGAUGCGAGCUCUCUCGUGUGCUACAUCACUCGGUUCACAGAGGAGGCCUUCGCAGCCCUCAUCUGCCUCAUCUUCAUUUACGAGGCAUUGGAGAAGCUAUUCCACCUGGGAGAAGUCUACCCCUUCAAUGCGAACAGCGAUCUAGACAAACUCACACUGGCAUACUGUAGGUGUGCAGAACCUGAUAACCCCAGUAAUAAAACCUUACAACUGUGGAGUGGGAACAACCUCACAGCAGCUGAAGUACCCUGGAGCAACCUUACUGUCAAGGAGUGUAUCAGUCUGCAGGGAAACUUUCUUGGGACCGCAUGUGGCCACCAUGGCCCCUACACCCCAGAUGUUCUCUUCUGGUCCACCAUCUUGUUCUUUUCCACUUUCCUUAUGUCUGCGUUCCUCAAAGAAUUCAAGACCAGUCGUUAUUUCCCCACCAAGGUGCGAUCCAUGAUCAGUGACUUUGCCGUGUUCCUCACCAUUGCCUUCAUGGUUCUGCUUGAUUAUGUCAUUGGAGUGCCCUCCCAGAAGUUGAAGGUGCCCAGUCAAUUCCAGCCGACCAGAGACGACCGAGGUUGGUUGAUCAAUCCAAUAGGACGCAACCCAUGGUGGACAGUCCUGGCUGCAACUAUUCCUGCUCUUCUGUGCACCAUCCUCAUCUUCAUGGACCAACAGAUAACUGCCGUCAUCAUCAACCGCAAAGAGCACAAACUGCUGAAGGGCUGUGGGUACCACCUGGACCUGCUCAUCGUCGGGGUGAUGCUGGCGGUGUGCUCCAUCAUGGGCUUGCCCUGGUUUGUAGCAGCCACGGUACUCUCCAUCUCUCACGUCAACAGUCUAAAGCUGGAGUCGGAGAGCUCUGCUCCAGGAGAGCAGCCUCGUUUCCUGGGCAUCAGGGAACAGAGGUUCACUGGCUUGGUCAUCUUCCUGCUCAUGGGCUGCUCUGUAUUUAUGACUGGAGCUCUGCAGUUCAUUCCUAUGCCAGUGCUUUAUGGUGUUUUCCUUUACAUGGGAGUCUCUUCAUUAAAAGGCAUACAGUUCUUUGACCGUCUCAAGUUGUUCGGCAUGCCGGCGAAGCACCAGCCAGACUUCAUCUACCUGCGUCACGUCCCCUUGAGGAAAGUCCACGUGUUCACUCUGACACAGCUCACCUGUCUGCUGCUGCUCUGGAUCAUUAAGCACUCACCUGCCGCUAUCGUCUUCCCGAUGAUGGUGCUGGCUCUGGUUUUUGUUCGCAAACUGCUGGACUUGUGUUUCUCCAAGCGAGAGCUGAGUUUCCUAGAUGACUUAAUACCUGAGUGGAAGAAGAAAAACCUUGAUGAUGCCUCCAAAUCGAUAGAAGAGGAAUCACAGACUAUGCUCAGUCCAAAGAAGGAAGAUACAACUGCUGUUCCGAUUCCAAUGGAGAGCAGCAAGCACGUCGCGACCCCCAAAGCACAGGACCCCAGGUGUGACCCCUCUGAUAUUAAUAUAUCUGAUGAAAUGUCUAAAACCACCGUGUGGAAAUCCCUCAACUCCAAUCAAAAGGACAUUUGUCCUGCAGCUGCUAAAAAGGAUUGAAGGGAUUGCGUUCAUAGACGAGUAAAAGAUGUCCGCAAUCCUGACACACUCGUUCUGGACCACAGGACACUGCGAUGUGGUUGCUUUGACCGUCGGCCACUUCAGUGCUUUGAGAAAAAGGUUGACCUUAAUACACACACAUAGACAUACACAUUCACUUUUAUCUUUGCGAGGACUAGAAAUAUAUUUGUAAGCGUAUUUCUCAAAAUUAAUUUAAACUCUGAUUCCUUAACUAUAAACUAACACCAACCUGAGCACAAUUACCAUUAUUUUGACCAAAUAACUAGUUAAUCAGUUAGUGAUAAUACAUUCAGGCCUGUAGCCUGCAUUUGCCAUCUUGGUUGUGAGGUUGAAGGAUGAUAUUAUAAAAGAUGAAACUUAAGUAUAUUCUCCCGUGAGUAUCAAAUAGCUCAGUUUUAAUUCAUUUGUGUCUGAUAAUGUGAUCUAGAGACACAUCCUGUCCAUUCACAGUGAUAGUAAGUAAUGGAAGACACAGUGACAGCUGCUGGCAGCCAUAGUCAUUUUACUGAGAUGAGGGAAUAUUUGCUGAUUCACACCUUAAAGGCAUGCAUUUAAUCAAAACUCAUUUGGAUGUUACAUCUCAAACACAACACAACAGUGAGUCAGUAAUUCAGUGAACUGGUCUGUCGGUCUUCAAAACAUUUCAGCCAGUCUGUUUUUAACUUAUGAGACACAGCUAUUGUUUGUCUAUAAAUAUCAACUUUCCCAACAUCAGUGGAAUAGCUCAUAAUAAAUUGUCUUGUAGGAUGGAUCUUUCAUCUAAUACUAUAACGAGUCAUAAACUGAACUCUAGCACAGAUGUACACCAGGAAUAAACACCAUGGUAUCAUUUAGCCUGUCUAAAAGCACCAUAUCCGACUACUGUUUAAAAUCUAUCAUCAUUGAUUGUACUUUUUUACACAUCUAGCAGAUAUGGAGUGCAUUAUCCUUAGUAUUAUUUUCUCUAAUGAAUGUAAUGAAUAUUCACUCUGCUUUUAGCUCUGUUUUUGGUCGAGACCGACUCCUGGGGAAAUGAUCUGUCUUUUUAGCUGCUGAUUGCUGCACCAUGUUCACCACCUAGUGGUUCACUUUGUUUUUCAGCUGUUUGGUACUCAGCAGGUAGUUUACAAGGUUUUCAGAGUAGUUUUGCAGAAACCAGCUGCCUGUUGCAGUUAAAGAACAACCCUGUGAGAGCCGUAAAAGUAAAGUAAACAGUAAAGUUAUGGGCCAUAACAUCAAAAUGGAUCAAUGAUAAUUAUUACAAAAAAUAGUAGCUGACAUUUGGUCCUCAAAAAGAUAAAAGAACAGAUGUACACACAACAACAACAAACACAGCUCCCCCUUUUCACUCUUUCAUCACGCCCAUGUCUCAAAGGCCACUGCACACUUAGCUGGACUUCAUGAGAGUAAAUGCUCCUUUAAAUCAAACAAGGUUAUUAUUUAUAUGUAUUAAUCUAAGUAGUUUAUCAGUCAUUUUAUUUAUUGUGCCAUGAGCGUGUCCUUUUUCUAAUGGUGAUGGUAUGGUCAAUUCUUUGGUAGAUUUUAAAAAUACAUUGCAGGUUCAGUAAAUACAUGGACAACUCCUCAUUUGUAGCAUAACGUUUUGUGUGAUGAUGUGAACUGAAAACUAUAAAUGUUAGAAGACCCACUUCAGUUGAAGCAGCGGCAACAAUAAGCUGUUUUUUUAUGGUGUAAUUGUUUUCUCUGUAUGAUAGAGGUUUUUCCACAGAAUAUUUGUCAUGUGUUAGUGCUAUGUCUUACGAGUUAAUGAAUACUCCUGCAAGGCACUUUGGAUAAUGGUGUUUGUGUGUGUGUGUGUGUGUGUGUGAGAGAGAGAGACCCAUUUGACUAUCAGGAAAGGGUGGCUGCAGGACUUUCUUUUAAGCAAUAAUUGACCCCAGAUUGACCUCUCCACAACUCUUUCUGUCUUGUUUUUGUGCCAGUGCAACAUUUGUGCACACUCCCCAUGUGGUGGUUCAGGAAAGUUUAAUAUUUUAAACCUAGAACACUUUACAUGUGCCAAAAAAAAUAUCUUGGACUAAAUAAAUAGGAUAUAUAGUUGUCUUUCAUUAUGUACACCCCCAAGUUAGAAUAUAAUGUGUGAAAAUGAGUCAAAUCUCAGAGCCAAAGGAAGCAGAGAGACUAUGUUGUGAGAGAAUGACCUUCACUAAUAUUGUAUCUGUAGUUGCACUUUCUGUAGAUACAUAACUUGAGAUAUAUUUUAUUUUGAAGAAGUCUACUGAGCAAUUAACUAAUUUUACAAUAAUUUAAUACAUUGAAUUAUUUUUAGAUAUAAAAUGACAAUGUGUUCUCUUUACUUUCUGUAUAUACUGUCGUAAGAGGGAUGAGCGAAGAUAAAGGCUGAAUAAUGCCAUACAUGAAUAAUAUAUUUCAUUAAUAAAAUACCUUCAAAGGUAGUUUUUUUUAAAGUAAAGAACUCUGAUGGGAAACAUCAGGAGUUUGUCUAUUAAACCUUGAAUGUCACAUUCUUGUCCUCAAUGGAGGACCUUGAUUAUUAUUGAUUGCUUCCCAAUUGGACAUUAAAAGGUACGGACUAACUUUUAUUUUAUUUAAAUAAUGUAAUACUUUAUUUUUUAUAGCAAGGUAACAGGAAAUGUUAGAGAGAGAGAGAUAGAGAGACAGAUGGCAUGUAACAAAGGUUCCGACUGGACUCAUUGGAGAUGGGUCUUUACGAUGAGGUGAAAAAAUUAAUAACUGAAUACAUUCAAAGUGAUUCAACUAAAAUGUUUGAUCCAUUAUCGAUGGAUUAACGUAGUCAUGUUGAAAAUCUAUAAACUCCUUGACAUACUGUCCAGUUAAACAUCAAUGAGUUGUUUUAUUACUAUUUUCACAGCUACAUCAACCAUAGUACACAUCAUUUCUAUUCAAGGGACUUAAAAGUGCACAAGUACAGUAAUCGGUCACAUGCAGUCAUACUCCAAAACACACGGAAAAGUGUUGUACAUUGUUUUUGCUGUCAUGUACCUACGCUUUGACUUUUGAAUGUAAAAUAUUCUUUGCGUGUCCAAGAAUUCAUAACUAGACAAAAUAAUGGCAUGACUAAAUAUUAUUCAUUGUGUAAAUACAUAUAUUCUUGUUCAUAUGAGUAAGUUCAAACUAAUAAUGUGUAAAUUUAGAAAAGACUAGACCAAAUUAUUGUGGAAACACUUUUAAACGUCCAAUUACAUUCAGCAAUUGUCAAAAUAAUUUGAAUGAGUAUCAUGUGUCUUCAACUUGAUUUUCUAAUCAUUAAUGUAUAUGUGAAUGUGUGGUAAACCUAUAGUUAUAUAAUGUAGGUAUAUAACUGGUAAACCUAGUUAUAUACUGUAGGUUUAUAACUGUUAAACCUAGUUAUAUACUGUAGGUUUACUGCUUAUGACCCAGAGUCAUACAUUUCAAUGGAUGUGACUGUGAGUAUAAAUAUUUGUGCCGUGUGUGUGUGCGCCUGCCAUCGAACACAUGACCGCUUCCUGUUGUGUUGCCAUGUUUUACUUUUCAUCACCUUACAUCUGACACAAAACAGACCUUUUAAAUACCAUUUAUUAGGCACAGCUUGUUGAGAAAACCACUGUGUCCAAUUGUGUUAAUUUUGUGCACUGUGUGAAGCUAUGUACUUCUAAUGAAUAUUAGACUAAACUUGUGUCUGUGUCAAGGAGAAAGUCUUGGUGAGGAGAGAGAGAGAGAGAGAGAGAGAGAGAGAGAGAGAGAGAGAGAGAGAGAGAGAGAGAGAUACUUAGUCUCGGAGCCAUAAAAGAGCAAUGCCUUGUCUCUUGAACCAUUGAAUGAUCAGUCUUGAGCAAAAUAAUUCUACAUGUUUUAUAUGUACAUGUAUAUGUAAUUUAAUUUUGAUUAUGGAACAUGGAAAAUAAAUAAUUACUGCUGAA
Molecule: messenger RNA, 7340 nt
Organism: Pseudoliparis swirei
Lineage: Eukaryota; Metazoa; Chordata; Actinopteri; Perciformes; Liparidae
Gene: slc4a8
Product: solute carrier family 4 member 8
Exons: 25
Coding region: 181-3456 (1091 amino acids)
Biological process (GO): regulation of intracellular pH; monoatomic anion transport; transmembrane transport
Cellular component (GO): plasma membrane
Molecular function (GO): solute:inorganic anion antiporter activity; sodium:bicarbonate symporter activity; monoatomic anion transmembrane transporter activity
Source: RefSeq, a predicted model, not a curated record